UUGUAAACACUUGCUCUCUGAGCAAGGAGUGCUCUUCUUGGCCGCAAACAGGACAGGUGCCUGGGCUAUCUCUUCUAAAACACAAAACAGACUAGAAGAUCAUUGCCUGGAUUAUCUAGAUUGAUAGAAAUAGAAUUCCUUUUCACAUCUGAAAUGCCAGACAGUGAGGAUCUGGGACAAGAUGAAAGCUGGAAGAUCAUCAAUUCCAGGCAAGACUACAGACCCAGAAUAAAUCAGUGCAUUUCAGAAACACUUAUGAAUUUAUUUGUGUUUCUUCAAGAAAUGUCCCACUUCAAGGAACAAAACCCUGGCAAGUUUUGCCUGCUAGUCUGCAGUAUAUGUACAUUUUUCACUGUCUUGGGAAGCUACAUUCCUGGAGUCGUCCUCUCUUACGUCUUGUUAUUGUGUGCCUUUUUAUGUCCCUUCCUGAAGUGCAAUGAAUUUGGACAGAAAGUGUGCAGCAAAAUUAAGACUCUUCUGAUUAAGUUAGAUUUUGGAGUAGUGGAAUAUAUCAUCCAGAAGAAAAAAGAGAGAUCUGAAAGAGCAAAAACAAAACCCACAGAAGAUGACAGUGAAUUAGACAUAUCAGCUCUGUGUCCUAAGGUUAGUCCUACAGUUGUUGCCAAAGAGCUGUCAGUGUCUGACACAGAUGUAUCGGAAGUAUCUUGGACCGAUAAUGGGACCUUUAAUUUAUCUGAGGGGUAUUCUCCACAGACAGACACAUCUGAUGAUUUCGACCGACCUAGUGAUCAUGAAGAAGCUUUCACUAGAGAUCUUUCAGAAUUUCCUUCUUUAGAAAAUGGUGCUGGAACCAAUGAUGAUGAUGACUCAAGCAUCAGUAUGCCUAUCCAGAAAAAACAAAAAAAAGAACAAACAUAUCUCAAGGUGGAUCAUGCUUCCAGACAGAGUAAAGAGAGACCAUCUACAGCAGGGCUUUCCUUGCCUUUGACCGGUGACCAAACCUUUAACUUAAUGAGUGGAAUUGCUGGGGAUGUCAUCGCAGCUGCAGUGUCUGCUGCCAUCAAAGACCAGUUGCAGUCCACACAGCAAGCUCCCUCACAUGCAGUGCCCAGUUUGAGUGAGGAGACAGACACAGAGGAAGCUGAUGAUUUUGAACUGCUUGACCAGUCUGAGCUUGAGCAGAUUGAGAAAGAAUUGGGACUUUCACAAGGCCAACAAACAGAAUCCCAGGAAAAGAAAAAGUCUUCAGGCUUUCUUUCAAAUCUGCUUGGAAGCCAUUAACCUGGAAAUUGUAGCUGGUAACAUAGAAGAAAUUAAACAUAAAAAAAAAAUCAAAUGCAAAAAAAAA
Dryobates pubescens (Downy woodpecker) is the source of this 1309-nucleotide messenger RNA. RefSeq names its product reticulophagy regulator 1 (gene RETREG1). The record is from RefSeq and is a predicted model, not a curated record. Lineage: Eukaryota; Metazoa; Chordata; Aves; Piciformes; Picidae. Bases 154 to 1242 code for a protein of 362 amino acids. The transcript has 7 exons. Gene Ontology annotation, cellular component: endoplasmic reticulum membrane. Gene Ontology annotation, biological process: negative regulation of neuron apoptotic process; reticulophagy.